CCGUUUUUGGUAGUGUCGUCUUCUUAUCUGUGUGUUUACCGCUCUCGUACAGCUUUGAACCAUGUCUGCGUUUGUUGGCAAGUAUGCAGAUGAGCUCAUCAAGACCGCCAAGUACAUAGCGACUCCCGGCAAGGGCAUUCUCGCCGCCGACGAGAGCACCGGCACCAUGGGCAAGCGUCUGGCUAGCAUUAACGUCGAGAACAUUGAGUCCAACCGCCAAGCCCUGCGCGAGCUCCUUUUCACCGCUCCAAACGCUCUCCAAUUCCUCUCCGGCGUCAUCCUCUUCGAAGAAACCCUCUACCAGAAAACUGCCUCCGGUAAGCCCUUCGUCGAAGUCCUCCAAGAAAACGGCGUUGUUCCCGGCAUCAAGGUCGACAAAGGCAUUGUCGAAUUAGCCGGCACCAAUGGUGAAACCACCACGCAGGGCUUCGAUUCGCUUGGAUCUCGGUGCGCGCAAUACUACAAGGCCGGUGCACGAUUCGCCAAGUGGCGCGCCGUGUUGAAAAUCGGACCGACCGAGCCGUCGGAGUUGUCGAUCCAGCAGAAUGCGCAGGGAUUGGCUCGCUACGCUAUCAUUUGCCAGGAGAAUGGGUUGGUGCCCAUCGUGGAGCCUGAGAUUCUGACUGAUGGCCCACAUGACAUUGCCAAGUGUGCUGCUGCUACUGAAACUGUGCUUGCUGCUGUUUACAAGGCGCUCAAUGAUCACCAUGUUCUUCUUGAAGGAACUCUUCUCAAGCCUAACAUGGUCACUCCUGGCUCUGACAGCCCAAAGGUACCACCUGCGGUGGUUGCUGAGUACACAGUCAGGGCACUGCGCAGAACCGUGCCGGCUGCAGUACCAGGGAUUGUGUUCUUGUCUGGUGGACAAAGCGAAGAAGAGGCAACACUGAACUUGGAUGCAAUGAACAAGCUGGAAGUGCUGAAGCCAUGGACUGUGUCUUUCUCCUUUGGGCGAGCAUUGCAGCAGAGCACCCUCAAGACGUGGGGUGGGAAGAAGGAGCAUGUUGCCAAAGCUCAGGCGGCUUUCCUGGCAAGGUGCAAGGCCAACUCCGAUGCAACUCUCGGCAAAUACUCUGGCGCCGGCGCCGGCGGGUUGGCCUCUGAGAGUUUGUUUGUCAAAGAUUACAAGUAUUAGCCUCCUUGAGGGAGUUGCGAAAUUGAUUUAAGGGGGCGCUUAAAUUAAUUGUACGAUGAAACCAAAGUCUUUUUUUUUAUUUAUAAUUAACUUUCUCACUUUUGGGUACAUAUAAUUUAUAAUUAUAAAUAUUUCAGUUUGUAUUCCUACAAUAUGAUGUUUUGACAUGUUUUGAUUCUUAA
Messenger RNA from Neltuma alba, 1317 nucleotides. Its product is annotated as fructose-bisphosphate aldolase, cytoplasmic isozyme 1. The record is from RefSeq and is a predicted model, not a curated record. Gene Ontology annotation, molecular function: fructose-bisphosphate aldolase activity. NCBI's taxonomy places the organism in Eukaryota, Viridiplantae, Streptophyta, Magnoliopsida, Fabales, Fabaceae. The transcript has 3 exons. The coding region runs from base 62 to 1135 and encodes 357 amino acids. Gene Ontology annotation, biological process: glycolytic process.